Durio zibethinus is the source of this 1557-nucleotide messenger RNA. NCBI's taxonomy places the organism in Eukaryota, Viridiplantae, Streptophyta, Magnoliopsida, Malvales, Malvaceae. The record is from RefSeq and is a predicted model, not a curated record.
AUGAGAUCUAUACUCCAAUUCUUUUGGCGAGUUUUGUGGACUUUGGGACAUGAGAGUUUGGAGGGUUAUUUUGAGGAUUGGGGUUGUGGCGAGAGGAUGAGUUCUAUUGUAAGUGUCAGCUUUUCUACUUUACCUGGUGAUUUUCUUUUUGGGUUUUCACUGAUACGAUUUCUCCACUAUUCUUGCCCUCACACAAUUCACAAACCUUUAAAAAAAAAAAUCCGCACUCUCUCUUACGCUCAAAUUUUCACUGAAUCCCAUUAUGCCGAAUCUGAAACUGAAACUGAAACUGAAACCGAAACGAGAUCGGAAAGCGAAUACGAGUCGUCGAAAGAGCCAUGUCCCUGAAACUGGCUGGAGCUCCCACGCGAUGUGACGGCGUCGAUUCUGUUGAGACUAGGAGCCGUAGAGAUCAUUGAGAGCGCUCAGAAAGUAUGCACCCAAUGGCGCAACAUCUGCAAGGAUCCAUCCAUGUGGCGAUCCAUCGACAUGUGGAAUCUUGGUAACUUACAUGCCAUGCCCUAUAAUCUCGAGAAAAUUUGCAGGCACGCUAUUGAUCGCAGCUGUGGUUGUUCGGUCGAUAUCAAUAUUGAGUACUUUGGUACGGAUGAGCUUCUCGCUUAUAUCACUCAGAGAACAAGUAUUCUCAUACGCCUUCGACCUAUAACUUGCUGGGAUAUUUCAAAUGAGGGAUUGAGUGAAGCAGCUAAAAAAUUUCCAUUGCUGGAAGAGCUUGAAAUUUAUUCUGGUAAUACUGGCAAAGAUGCUAUAGAAGCUGUUGGGCGUUGUUGCCCUCUUCUGAAAGCAUUCAAAUUUAAUGGAGAUGGGAUCAGAGACCCCGCUUUUCAGGAUGACAAGGAGGCACUGGCUAUUGGAGAACACAUGCAUGGAUUGCGCCACCUUCAACUUGUUGGAAAUAAUCUGACAAAUCAUGGCUUGCGGGCCAUUCUUGAUGGGUGCCGUUACCUUGAAUCCCUUGACCUGCGCAGUUGUUUCCAUGUUAAUCUAAAAGGGGAUAUGGGGAGAAGAUGUGCUGAACAGAUCAAACUUUUGAGAUGGCCCAAUGAUUCAGUUGAUGACUUUGAAUUCAAUGCAGAAAUUCAUGGUUCUGGAUAUUCUAAUAUUGACUAUACCUCUUUUGACUUCAGUUUUGAUUAUGAUUAUCAUGACGGUUUUGAUGGUUAUAAUUCCGAUUUUAAUGCAUUUCUUAUAUAGCCAGUAAUGAUUGAUGAGGUGAUGGAUCUUGAGAAAAAGCUGAAGUGAAGGAUUUUCGGAUGGCCUAAGAGUAAGUUCUUUUGGACAGUUUUAGACAGGAUUGAAGCUAAGCGAUAUGAUAUUUUCAGAAACUCAGACCCAUUUGUAAAAUUUAAAAAGUUUGGGUGCAGCAAAACACUCUACUCUUGCAGUCUUUUGGUGAUGAGCCAUUUUAUUGGAGCUAAUUUCUGAUGCUUAUCCAUCCUUUUUUAAGUAUCUAUUUCUAGGAGAAUUUAGUUUGUCUGAGUGUAAGGACAAGUUUUUAUCGUAUCCGUUUGAUAUUGUUAUAUCUGUUUUUUUUUU